Molecule: messenger RNA, 586 nt
Organism: Drosophila elegans
Lineage: Eukaryota; Metazoa; Arthropoda; Insecta; Diptera; Drosophilidae
Gene: MED10
Product: mediator of RNA polymerase II transcription subunit 10
Exons: 2
Coding region: 111-512 (133 amino acids)
Biological process (GO): positive regulation of transcription by RNA polymerase II
Cellular component (GO): chromatin; mediator complex
Molecular function (GO): transcription coregulator activity
Source: RefSeq, a predicted model, not a curated record
AUCGGUGUUUUCCAGAAGAAGAAGAAGUCGCAGAGGAAAACGGAAAACGGCAGGAAAACAAACAAAUAAACUGGUUAUUAAGGCAUAAAAACCACUAAAUACGUUACAAAAUGUCUGCUCCACUGGAAAACCUGGAGACCCAGCUGGAGAUGUUCAUCGAGAAUGUGCGCCAGAUACGGAUCAUUGUCAGCGAUUUUCAGCCACAGGGGCAGAACGUUCUCAACCAAAAGAUUAACAGCCUGGUAACCGGCCUCCAGGAGAUCGAUAAGCUUCGCUCCCAAGUGCAAGACGUCUAUGUGCCCUUCGAGGUGUUUUUCGACUACAUCGACCAGGACAAGAAUCCCCAGCUGUACACCAAGGACUGUGUGGAGAAGGCUCUGGCCAAGAACGAGGAGGUCAAGGGCAAGAUCGAGAGUCUGAAGAAGUUUAAGUCCAACCUGCUGCUGGAAUUGUACAAAACCUUCCCCAACGAAAUGCACAGCUAUCGUGCCUACCGCAAGGACUCAAUGUAAACCAGGGAUAUACCACCUGAAUCCUAGUUUUUAAGCCACUUGUUGGAAUAAACUUUAUAUUUAUGUACAUAAAA